CUAGGGACAUUACAUUGAUCAGAGGUAUCGGAACUACCUGUGCCAAUUCCCUCUUGAAAUCUUGCUGUGGUGAUCACCUAACGUCACCUGUCACAUUCCUAUCAUGGCAAGCACCAGCUCCUCAGCUUCUGUGACAGUAGAUGGAAAGCUGUCUGAGGAGUUUGCAGUUCCUUCUCACGUUGAAGAGAUGAGAUGCUUAAUGGCAGAGUUUGCAGAGAAAAAUGCAGCAGCAGGCCGAAAAGUUGUCUUGAUUACGUCAGGAGGAACCAAGGUUCCCCUCGAAUCACGAACUGUCCGUUUUCUGGAUAACUUCAGUAGUGGGCGACGAGGAGCUUCCUCAGCAGAGUAUUUCCUUGAUUCUGACUAUGCUGUGAUUUUUCUACACAGGCACCGGUCUCUAUACCCUUAUACCCGUCUCUACUCAGGAGUUAAUUUUCUAGACAGCCUUAAGUGUGAGACUGAAGAGGAGGGCUCUUGUCAGGUGCUGGUGGAUCAGAAGGCUCUCCCAAACAUUGUGACUGUCCUGAGGAAAUACCAGGCGGUAAAAGCAGCAGGGUUAUUACUGCCUAUAGAGUUUAACACUUUGUCUGAGUACCUCCACCUUCUCAAAGCUGCUGCUCAAGCACUUAAUUCAACAGGGUCGAAGGCCAUGUUUUAUUUGGCAGCUGCAGUGUCUGAUUUUUACAUCCCAGCAUCUGAAAUGCCUGAGCAUAAAAUUCAGUCUUCAAAUGGACCCCUUCAGAUCAGCAUGAAGAUGGUUCCCAAAAUGCUUUCCCCACUAGUGAAGGACUGGGCUCCAAAGGCAUUUGUAAUUUCUUUCAAGCUGGAAACCGACCCAUCCAUCCUUCUUGAGCGAGCUCGACAAGCCUUGGCCACCUACAAACACCAGGCGGUGGUGGCAAAUGUUCUGGACACUCGACGUGGCUAUGUGGUUGUAGUGACUAAAGACAGCCAGCAUGAGCUGGUCCUAUCAGAGGAUGAAGUAAAGAAGGAGGUGGAGAUUGAAGAGAAGAUAGUGAGUAAUUUGUCAGCAGCACAUAGUCAUUUCAUGGCUCAACAGGGUUAGAGAAGCUAAUACCAGCAAAGUAAUCGCUUCAGCCAUCUCAGGAGAUGUAAACUCUUGGCUAGAAUCAGCUUGUUUAUGUUAACAUUGCUUUGUAGUUUUCUACUCUCGUUCAAUCUCCAUGCAUGUCUGUAAAUAUCCAGUCUUUUGUUUCAUGCAUCUCAGCUUCGUGACUACAAUGAAGGUACUGGGGAAGAUUGAUUAAGGGAUAUGUAUACAUGUGGCCAAGAAUGUUAACAUGGGAUCUCUUGAAAAAUUUAAUUCAUUCAUAAAACUUUCCGUUGUGAGACAAUAAUAAUCAUGCAUUUUUUUAUUCUGUGACUCUAAUG
This is a messenger RNA of Chanos chanos (milkfish), 1392 nucleotides long. It is a transcript of the gene ppcs, whose product is annotated as phosphopantothenoylcysteine synthetase. Lineage: Eukaryota; Metazoa; Chordata; Actinopteri; Gonorynchiformes; Chanidae. The transcript has 4 exons. The record is from RefSeq and is a predicted model, not a curated record. Bases 104 to 1066 code for a protein of 320 amino acids.